Drosophila hydei is the source of this 327-nucleotide messenger RNA. RefSeq lists its product as uncharacterized. The record is from RefSeq and is a predicted model, not a curated record. The transcript has a single exon. Lineage: Eukaryota; Metazoa; Arthropoda; Insecta; Diptera; Drosophilidae. The coding region runs from base 1 to 327 and encodes 108 amino acids.
AUGUACAUCAAAUCGCUUUCUUUGCCGCUGCUGCUCCUGGUCAGCUUCGCCCUGGCUGGCUGCUGGGCGCGGCCAAGAGAUCUGCUGAACGAAGUCACCUCCCAGGAAGCCACGCCCGACGACUACAUCGACAACGAUUUGGUGCAACGCAUCUCGAAUAGGCCCGUGGUGGGGGCUUCGUUCCUUAAGCAGCGACACGACUUCUACAUGCCUUCAGCUCAGCUCUAUCCACAGCUGGUGAUACCCUAUGGCGGCGGCAACUACUACAGCAACUAUGUCCUGCCGAUGUCCACCUACGAGAUCGUUGAGCCGGAGCCAAUCUAUUAG